AUGAAACUCCACGUGGCACCUCUCCUGGUCAUCUUCUGGCUUGGCGUCUUCGCUGUGCACACAGUGAGAGGGAGCAUUGGAAGUCAGUCCAUGUCCAGGCUCAGUUGUGUAACUCUGUCUACACAGCAACUGAACAUCCGAAACCUUAUCAGCUAUGAAAAGCAAGAAGCUCCAGUAAAGGCCAUCAUGUUUAUCAAGAAAGAUGGUAUCAAGGUCUGCGUGAGCCCUGAUCAGAAAUGGGUGAAGACUGCCAUGAAGAAAAUAGAUCAGAAACAGACCACCAAACGCAAAGAAUCCCAUUCUAAGCAAGCAUCUAAGGCCAACUGA
This is a messenger RNA of Merops nubicus (carmine bee-eater), 327 nucleotides long. RefSeq names its product lymphotactin-like. The transcript has 3 exons. The record is from RefSeq and is a predicted model, not a curated record. Gene Ontology annotation, biological process: cellular response to tumor necrosis factor; positive regulation of ERK1 and ERK2 cascade; cellular response to type II interferon. The coding region runs from base 1 to 327 and encodes 108 amino acids. NCBI's taxonomy places the organism in Eukaryota, Metazoa, Chordata, Aves, Coraciiformes, Meropidae. Gene Ontology annotation, molecular function: CCR chemokine receptor binding; chemokine activity. Gene Ontology annotation, cellular component: extracellular region.